CCGGGGCAGCGAGGCGGUGCCGACAUGGCGGCCUGGGCACGGGCGGUGCGGGGGCUGUUGCUGGAUAUCAGCGGGGUGCUGUACGACAGCGGCGGGGAGGGCGGCGGGGUGCCCAUCGCCGGCUCGGCCGAGGCCGUGCGGAGAAUCAAGGCGUCCGGCCUAAAGCUGCGGUUCUGCACUAACGAAACACAAGCGACCCGAGAGAAAUUCGUGAAGAAGCUGCAGGGCCUGGGCUUUGACAUCUCUGUGGCUGAAGUCACCGCCCCAGCACCAGCAGCCUGCCGCCUUCUGAAGGAGCGUGGGCUGAGGCCACAUCUGCUCGUGCACGAUGAUCUUGUCCCUGAAUUUGCUGACAUUGAUAAAACGAACCCAAACUGUGUGGUUAUCGGAGAUGCAGCAGAAAAUUUCUCCUAUGCAAACCUUAAUGAAGCUUUCAGAGUUCUGAUUGGAUUGGAGAAGCCUGUUUUGAUCUCCCUUGGAAAAGGACGCUACUAUAAAGAAACUGAUGGUCUGAAACUUGAUGUUGGAGCAUAUAUGAAGGCAUUAGAGUAUGCCUGUGAUGUUCAAGCUGAAGUAGUGGGAAAACCAGCAAAAGCGUUCUUUGAGUCAGCCCUAGCAGAAAUGGGAGUUGCACCAGAGCAGGCCAUCAUGAUUGGAGAUGAUAUCGUGAGCGAUGUCGGAGGCGCCCAGCAGUGCGGGAUGAGGGCAGUGCAGGUGCGGACGGGGAAGUACAGAUACGUAACUCACAAGCCCAGAAAAACAGCCCUGGUGGCUGGAAUGAGUGAAAGGAGGCAGCUCAGGGGCUUUCCAGGGCUGCUCUCCUGCUCUGCACCUACUUCCACUGCAUGCACCUGAGGUCUGUCUGGGAACUGCCUGUCCAAGGGGAUCUGCAGCAUCCCAGAGGGCAGGGCCACCCCUAGCUCCUGUUGGACACCCAGCUUCCCUUUCUGGUAUCAGCCCCAAAACCACAGUCUGCAAGAUGGGACAGGAAACAGGCUCUCAUUUAUUUUUAUCUUUAGCAGCCUUUUCUCAGUGCCAAUGUAAUGUUGCAGUAGAAAAAUUCCUCAGCAGAACAGUCAUGGGAGCUGGUCGAGCACAGCAGUGUUUCUCAACACUUGUCGCUUGCAGAAUGCCAAGCUGCAUUAGCUUGUUCAACAUUUGACAGCAAUGAUGAAUACCAUACCAAUAGCUAACUACUUUAUUUCUGUAAAAAUGCUAAUAAGCGUGUUGAAAUGUGCUGCAGCAAUGGCAGAGCUGGGACAGCUGCACAAUUGUGGUUUCGUUUGAGAUUUCCUUUUUUUAAAACGCAGGUUCCUCUUCUCACUGUGGUUUUCUGUCGUAGUUAAAUGCCAUCCCAGCUCUUGGGUUGGUGGAGUUCUGCACUGGCUCUCAAACGGAGAGCAUGGCAAGAGGGGACUGCUCUGAUACAACCAAAGCACAGCAUUCAAUUCAAAGGAAGGAGCAAACAAACAAGUGAGAAGCAAGCCAAAUUAGCUGCUGAUGUAACUCGCUCGAAGCAAAUGAUUCAGUAUCUGAAAUUCAAUCUUCCUUCUGGCUGGGGCUCCUGCUCACCCAGUAAACAUGCUGAGGAGCGGCCGUGCUGGGCAGUACCUUGUGCCUGCACACAGCAACCCAGAAUUCAUGCUUCAGUGCUGCCAGCCCUGCCUGGGGGUUUCCUGGGGGCUUACCUGGUGACGUUGGUUUUCUCUUCUGAUUCUAGGUAAAUAAGAGUGAGUUUAGCCAACAAACCCAGGGUGACUGGCUUGAACCCAGCACGUUUUGUGCUCUUGAGAUGUUUGCAGGGCUGUCUGCUCCAGUACGUGGCCAUGUAGCUGUAGGUGAUCAGAGGCAGAAUGUGGGGUCUGCAGACAUGAGGCUUUGGGACUGCAAAAGACAAGAGGUGGGGGCUGCUCCCCUUCGGGCUGCCUCUGUUGUGCUUGGGCUGGUGGUUGUUUUUCAUGCCCUUUGGAAGACAUGAUGUGACUUGCCUGGAGUUAAAAAUAAAGCACCAGCACUGCCAGGUCUUCUGCACAAUUACAAUGGCUCCAUACAUGGCUGCUCAUUCCAUGUCCCAUGUCAAGAAGAAACAGAGUAAUGUGAGACAAGGAGGGGGGAGGCUGAGGAGCUGCACUCCCCUCUGCCCAUCCAGCACCAAGGAGGGCUCUGGUGGAGAUGAAGAUAGCUUGCAGCUGACGCUUGGACGUGACUCAUGCUCACACAUUGCCCUGUAACUAUUACCAUUCUUACUUCUUUGUGGUUUUCAGUCAUUGUCAACAGUGUAUAUGGUUACACCUCAGCUCUGCUCACUUAUAGGUUGCCAAAAGAUGAGUUAACGCAGCUUGCUGGGCUGCUGCUUUGAAUGGGCUUUGUGUCCUGUGCAGAAGCAGCCAGCUUUAAACCAGAGCCAUCCUCCCUCCUGAAAAAUGAGGUCCUGCUUUGCUUUGUGAAGAGCUGGGCUGGGCCUGGCUGCUGCACCUCCUGGCUGAAAAACUUAUUCAUUUUCCUUUUAAAUCCAUAGAAUUGAGUUGAAAGGGACCUUUAAACACCAUUUGAUGCAAUCCUGUUGCAGUGCACAGGGACACCCACAGCUCCAUCAGUGCUCAGAGCCCAUCCCCUGACCUUGGAUGUCUGCAGGGAUGGGGCAUCACCACCUCUCUGAGCAACCUGUGCGGUGCCUCGCCACUCUUGUGUCAGUGUAGGCUUUCAUUUCACAGCUACAGUUAUUGUUUCCAUUCCCAGUUGCAUUCUGAGUGCCACCCCAGGAAGCUGAAGAGGAGUAUGUGUCAGUUUUGCCCUUUCAGUUUCCUCUCCCUCCCAACCUGUUUCAGCAGCUGCUAGCAUACACCUGAAACAUUCACACAGCUAUGCAGCCUGCUCUCACAUGGGAAAUUUGGCUGCACAAUGUGUGCUGCUGUGGUGUUGCAGAUGGUUAUGUUCCUGCAGAAUGAAGGGAUGCUGCAAUCCGUCCUGCUUCAACAGAGCAAACACCUUGUAUGAGCUGAUCACCCUCAUUGCCUUUGCAGUGGGAUCUGGGCACUUUCAGCAUCACUUGUCCCGGUCAGGUAGAUCACACACCAUAAGCAUCAUUGCUCUGCUUUGUAAAGAUAGUUUAUGUUAAUACAGAUGCCUAUCAUGGAGGAGGUGAGCCUCCACCUGCAGCAACACAUCACUGGUACCAUGCUUCUAUGACAAAAGCAUGAUGGCUUAGAAGCUGGUUGUGGAUAAUCCAUCCUUGGAGGCAUUCAGGUCCAGAUUGGAUGGUGCCCUGAGCAGCCUGAUCUGGUGGGUGGCAACCCUGUCCAUGGCAGAGGAGCUGGAACUAGAAGAUCUAAAUGUCCCUUCCAAACCAAGACAUUCUGUGAUUCUGAGUAGGUUGUGGCUGCUGUGGCUCAGCCCUGUGUGCUACAGGGCCGUUCUUUGUCCCCUUCCCCAUCCCCACCAUCUCAGGAUGCUGCCAGCUUCCAGCUCACAUCUGAGGAGCUGUGUUUUUCCCAGUGUGCAUUUCCAGAGGAAAUGCAGCCAGAAGAUUACAAAGACCCAGAUAGAAUUCAACCCUUUGUUCUGCUUUUACAAUUGCAGUUUAUCAAGGGUGGGAGCUGGAAGUAUUCUGCACCUCUGUCCAGACUGACUGAGCACUGUGGAGCAGAGCAGCUGCAGCCACACUUCAGAAGAGGUUCCUGGGCUGCAGAGCCCCUUAACCUGCUACAAAUGGAGCUUUGUUUGAACUCCGACAAGCAUUUGCAGUUGAAUAACACGAACCAUUCAGCUACACUAUUGGCUGCCUGGCACUGAAAUCAGGCCUAAAAAUAGGGGAAUGUCUGACCCUGAAGUGAAUAAUUUUCACUCUGAACCCAGCCUGGCACCCACCCAGGGUGACAUCAUCUGGAGGAGAAGCUGGAAAAGCUUUCAAAGUGCUGCUUUCCACGAGGGAACUCUAAAUGUUGAUGCAACUGAUAAUCAGGCAGCAAAUUUGAUGUGACUGUGACUCAAAGGAAGGAGGCAAUGGGAAGGAAAGGGAUGAAGACAGAGGGAGAGGAUUGAGACUGCAUGUCAGAGAAGUAUUUGGGGAGCUUCAUGUGUGGGUAUCUCAAGGGAAGAUGAGAGGAGUACAAACAAGGUUGUUCUCUGGACCAUUAACAGAAUCCCAGCAUGGCUGAGGUUGUCAGGGACCUCUGGGUCCAUCUGGUCCAACCCUGCUCGUGUAGCAGUCUGAGGACCAUUCCAAGUAAAAGAGGUCCAUCCCUAUCCACAGUGAUUCCCACUGCCUGUGGAAGCACUUCUCUUAGCACAGGGAUGUCUGAGGUAGCCAGGCAUUGAGUGACCUCCCCUGGUGUCAGAACUGUGAUAUUCACAAGCAGCUUCAUCCAGGCUAACUUCUUGGGAUUGUAGCAAAAUCUGUGGUGCAGCAGCAUCAGCGACCUCACUGUUGGAGUUCUAAAUCCUAAUUGCCUGAAGCAAGCUCCUCAGAUUUAUGUGCUAAGUUUCUAGGUCUUCUUUAAAAAUGAUAAUGCAUAAAAGAUGCAGUAGGCGGCUUUCCUCUGAAAGUCCCCAUCCUUUUCAGUCUGGAUGCUGCCAGGUGUUGUUGUCCACACUGGAAUUUGUAGCUUUUUUCACAUGGUGAGAGUUAAAUGUGCUGUUUAUGUUGGGUGUCUCCAUUAUCUGUUUGCCUUCUGCCUUUUAAAUUCUCAUUACAUAUUUAUAAUGCUGUUAUGGCAAAGAUGCCUGGAGCACCACUAUGGGCGGUGUUUGGUCUCAGAGUCCCAAAUGAUGCUGAAAGAACUGCUGUUGCUUUGUAAACACUGUAUCAAAAGCUGGUUUCCUGACUACUGCUUGGCACUUCUAACCAACAGUGAUAAAGAGGGGGAAAAAAAUACCAUACAAACCUAUAGUUCUAGUAAUAAACCAAUGUAUUUGGCUAGAGACUGAGAGAAGCAUUCAGGUAUGCAUGCCCUUCUCUGGGUGUUCACUCGUAGAUCAUCACAGCAGUGAAACUCUAUUGGAGAUGGGCAAACCCUCUGCUGGUUUGUGGACAUCUGCCAUAGCAGUGCAUGCAAACAAGCUGCUCUUCACUCCAUCAGCCUCUGGUUGGGAUUUGUCUGACUGAGCAUUAGAAUAUUUCGGGCUGCCUGCUGGGAAGAGACCAGCCUGCAGCUGCAAAGGUGUUUUGUUGGCAUGGCCUGAGCCUGCCGGAGGCAGAUGGUGGCCCAGGCAGGGACAGGAAUUGACCUUAAUGCAAAGGUCACUGUGUGCUGCCCCUCCAGGUGAGGGCUUGGGCAGAGCUUCUGUGUUUUACACGCUUUCUGUAUUACAAUUUGAAUCCUCUUCAUCUGAGAGACCAGUCUCGAUUUGCAACUCGAUUGUACAACUUUUAGCUGCUGAUGUCUGGUACAUUUUAUUAAGAGGAACCAUGUGAAAGGCAAGGCCUUAAACCUUAACAGCUGGAGUAAAUCUGGUGUAAGACAGCAGCGAAUGCCAGUGUUGCUGUAGGUCAGCUGCUCGAUUACAGACCCGUGGCUUCAUGGGGCAUUAAUGGAGCUGACAUAAAUG
This is a messenger RNA of Tympanuchus pallidicinctus (lesser prairie-chicken), 5547 nucleotides long. RefSeq names its product phospholysine phosphohistidine inorganic pyrophosphate phosphatase (gene LHPP). Gene Ontology annotation, cellular component: cytosol. Bases 25 to 855 code for a protein of 276 amino acids. Gene Ontology annotation, molecular function: phosphatase activity; inorganic diphosphate phosphatase activity. The transcript has 7 exons. Gene Ontology annotation, biological process: dephosphorylation. NCBI's taxonomy places the organism in Eukaryota, Metazoa, Chordata, Aves, Galliformes, Phasianidae. The record is from RefSeq and is a predicted model, not a curated record.